This is a messenger RNA of Pelodiscus sinensis (Chinese soft-shelled turtle), 1167 nucleotides long. RefSeq names its product POU class 4 homeobox 3 (gene POU4F3). Gene Ontology annotation, biological process: regulation of transcription by RNA polymerase II. Gene Ontology annotation, molecular function: DNA-binding transcription factor activity, RNA polymerase II-specific; RNA polymerase II cis-regulatory region sequence-specific DNA binding. The record is from RefSeq and is a predicted model, not a curated record. NCBI's taxonomy places the organism in Eukaryota, Metazoa, Chordata, Testudines, Trionychidae.
AGCCAGAGAGACAGCCCUGAAUCCAUGUCAGGGGCUGCCUACCUGCAAGGUGUGCAAAGAUGAUGGCCAUGAACGCCAAGCAGCCCUUCCCGAUGCACCCUGCCCUGCCGGAGCCCAAGUACUCCAGCCUGCACUCCACCGCCGAGGCGAUGCGCAGAGUUUGCCUUCCAGCCCCGCAGCUCCAGGGCAAUAUAUUUGGAGGCUUUGAUGAGACGCUGCUGGCCCGCGCGGAAGCUCUGGCGGCGGUGGAUAUUGUCUCCCACGGCAAGAGCCAUCCCUUCAAGCCCGACGCGACCUACCAUACCAUGAGCAGCGUCCCAUGCUCUUCCACCUCCUCCGCCGCGCCCAUCUCGCACCCCGCGGCCCUGACCUCGCACCCCCACCACGCCGUGCACCCGGGCUUGGAGGGGGACCUCCUGGAGCACCUCUCCCCAGCGCUGAGCGUGGGCGGCAUGGGGCCGCCCGACCCCACGGGGAUGUCGGCUCAGAUCCACCCGCACCACCUGGGCGCCAUGGGCCACCUGCACCAGGCCAUGGGCAUGGGCCACCCCCACCCGGCCGCGGCUCACAAUGGGCUGGGCUGCGUCAGCGACGUGGAGUCGGAUCCCAGGGAGCUGGAGGCUUUCGCCGAGCGCUUCAAGCAGCGGCGGAUCAAGCUGGGGGUGACCCAGGCGGACGUGGGGGCGGCCCUGGCCAACCUCAAGAUCCCCGGCGUGGGCUCGCUGAGCCAAAGCACCAUCUGCCGGUUCGAGUCGCUCACCCUGUCGCACAACAACAUGAUCGCCCUCAAGCCGGUGCUGCAGGCCUGGCUGGAGGAGGCGGAGGCCGCCUACCGGGAGAAGAACGCCAAGCCCGAGCUCUUCAGCGGCGGCGAGCGGAAACGCAAGCGGACCUCCAUCGCCGCCCCGGAGAAGCGCUCCCUGGAAGCCUACUUUGCCAUCCAGCCCCGACCCUCUUCGGAGAAGAUCGCAGCCAUAGCGGAGAAACUGGACCUGAAAAAAAACGUGGUGCGGGUUUGGUUCUGCAACCAGAGACAGAAACAGAAACGCAUGAAGUACUCCGCGGUGCACUGACUGGGCCGGGGCUGGGUGGGACGGGGCGGGCUGCUGGCUUCUCGAAGCCUGGACUUCUAUAGAUUUUAUUCCGAGAAAGAGCAGGGAUCCUGAA